Cinclus cinclus is the source of this 2072-nucleotide messenger RNA. It is a transcript of the gene VAX1, whose product is annotated as ventral anterior homeobox 1. The record is from RefSeq and is a predicted model, not a curated record. Gene Ontology annotation, biological process: regulation of DNA-templated transcription; brain development; central nervous system development. Gene Ontology annotation, molecular function: DNA binding; DNA-binding transcription factor activity, RNA polymerase II-specific. The transcript is spliced from 3 exons. NCBI's taxonomy places the organism in Eukaryota, Metazoa, Chordata, Aves, Passeriformes, Cinclidae. The coding region runs from base 1107 to 2072 and encodes 321 amino acids.
UUCAAUGAGCAGGCUCUGCGAAUAGGUUCAGUGUUUGCGAAGGUGCAGAAUUAGCAGACACACAUGCAUGCACACAUACACACACACACAGAGGGAGAAGCACAAAAAGCAAGUAUCGGGACUGAAAUAAGGAGAGGUAGGAGUUUAAGAUGGCUGUCUGUGGGGAGAUGUGUUAACGAGGAUUUCUGCUGGCCAAGAUAACCUGCUUCCUUGGAGAGAUCUGCUUGGAGGAAGAACUUUUUGUGUGUGUGCGUGCUGGGGAUCUGUUUGUUUGUUUGGAAUUCAGGGGGCUUUUUUUUUUUUUUUUUUGCUUUUUCUUCACCCCCCCUGCAACUGCAUUUUUUCAGCCCUUCCUAGCAGCUUUAUUCAGAUUUAUUUGGCGUGCUUUGGAGAAAGCGACUAUAUAAUCGGGAGGUCAAAGGCAGACUGAAGAAAGUUAAUAAUGGCUGCUAAUGGUGCUAACAAUUCAGGGUGAAUCUUGUCAAAAGUUGUUUUUUUUUUCCCUCUCCCCCACCCUUUUUUUCUCUCUCUUUUUUUUUUUUUUUUUUUUUUUUUUUUCUGGAAGUCUCAGUCUUUUGAUUGUGUGUUUCCUGAAAGCAAGACCAAUCAUUUCAGUUUAUUCACUGGCUAAACUCUACUUGAUUGGGGACAAGCACACAAACCAUCCAUUACGAUCUGAUAUAUUAUCCAAACAAUUUAGUGUAUUCAUGAGGUAACCUAAAUGUGGAGGCUGCAAAAUUACCCGUAAUCAAUUGAAACAGCGAGUGCGCGUCCCUCUGUGUGUCUAACAACUACAUGUCUCUGUAAUAAGGCAGACAUUAAAUCAUUUUAGAGUUGUACUGUUGAGUACCUGAUCACUGGGCGCUCUGGGAAGCUGGACAGUCACAUUAGGACGCUGGGACUGAGGAAGCCGCUGCUUUUCCAGUGGGAUAAACCCGAUCUUCCUUACUCAAGGUGCUUUACAGAUCCCCACCGAUCUCACCCUAAGUCGUGCAAUAUCCAGCAUAGACUUCGUCUUCUUCUUCUUCUUCUUCUACUCUUCUAUAAUUUUUUUGUUAUCGUUGUUGGCGCUUUUUUUUUGUUUUGUUUUGUUUUUAUUGCACUACAUGUUUGGGAAACAAGACAAAAUGGACGUUAGAUGCAGUUCAGAGACUGAAGCUAACCGGGUCUCGAAGAACGGACAUAAAGAGGGCAAGGAAAGCAAAGGGUCUGAAGGAAAUAUUUCUACUUCUUUUUUGAAGGAUCAGCAAGGGACUUUUUCUGCCUCUGCAGCUACGGAAGGUUGUAAUAAAAGUAAAUCUAGUUCGGCCGAUCCGGACUAUUGCAGGAGGAUCCUAGUUAGAGAUGCCAAAGGUUCAAUCCGAGAGAUUAUUCUGCCUAAGGGGCUUGAUCUGGACCGUCCCAAGCGGACCCGCACCUCCUUCACGGCCGAGCAGCUCUACCGCCUGGAGAUGGAGUUUCAGCGCUGCCAGUACGUCGUGGGGCGGGAGCGCACCGAGCUCGCCCGCCAGCUCAAUCUCUCCGAGACUCAGGUCAAGGUCUGGUUCCAGAACCGGCGCACCAAGCAGAAGAAGGACCAGGGCAAGGACUCCGAGCUGCGGUCGGUGGUGUCCGAGACCGCCGCCACCUGCAGCGUCCUGCGGCUGCUGGAACAAGGCCGGCUGCUCUCCCCGCCGGGGCUGCCCGGCCUCCUGCCGCCCUGCGCCACGGGCGCGCUGGGCUCGGCGCUGCGCGGGCCCGGCCUGGCGGCGGCGGGCAGCGGCAGCGCGGCGGCGGCUCCGGGCGGCGGCGGCGGCUCCCCGCACCCUCCGGCGGCCAGCGGGGCGGCCGGGCCCCCCCCGCCCGCGGCGCUGCACGGGGCGGCGGCAGCGGGGCACGGGCUCUUCGGGCUGCCGGUGCCCGCGCUGCUGGGCUCGGUGGCCGGCCGCCUCUCCUCCGCGCCCCUGGCCGUAGCCGGCUCGCUGGCGGGCAACUUGCAGGAACUGUCGGCCCGCUACCUGAGCUCGUCCGCCUUCGAGCCCUACUCCCGGACCAACAAUAAAGAGAGCGCUGAGAAAAAAGCACUGGACUGA